This is a messenger RNA of Stylophora pistillata, 6205 nucleotides long. RefSeq names its product unconventional myosin-X. The record is from RefSeq and is a predicted model, not a curated record. Gene Ontology annotation, molecular function: cytoskeletal motor activity; ATP binding. NCBI's taxonomy places the organism in Eukaryota, Metazoa, Cnidaria, Anthozoa, Scleractinia, Pocilloporidae. Gene Ontology annotation, cellular component: cytoskeleton; myosin complex.
UCGGUGCUCUUUCGGAAGUGGUUUCUAUUUUUUCUCGAACGCUCAAAUUUUUCGCCAACCUUACGAUGUCCUGACGAAACUUUGCCCGUGAUUGGGAAGUUUAGCCAUGGAAUCAUUUUACGAAGUGGGAUCUCGUGUGUGGCUUCUCGAGGGGAAAGAUUGGGUCCCUGCUACAGUAACAGAAUCAAAAGGGGGACAAGUUACUUUCCGUACUGAAUACGAGAAGACAUAUAAUAUUGCCAAAGAGUCACUUAACAGACAGAAUGUUACAGCUAUGCAUCAGACCAGUGUGGAAGGAGUGGAUGAUAUGGCCAACCUAGGUGACCUCCAUGAUGCUGCUAUACUACACAAUCUCCAUCUCAGAUACACAAGUGACAAGAUAUAUACCUACAUUGGAUCAAUAUUGUGUGCAGUGAAUCCAUAUUAUGUAAUUGAAGGACUCUAUGAUAAAUCAGUAAUGGAAAGUUACAGAGAAAGGCACAUUGGGGAGCUAGCACCUCACGUGUUUGCCAUCGCAAAUGAGUGUUACUACUCCAUGUGGAAAAAGGGAGAAAGUCAAUGCAUACUCAUAAGUGGUGAGUCUGGUGCAGGCAAAACAGAAUCCACAAAGUUUAUACUAAAGUAUUUAUCAGAUGUCAGCCGAGGAACUGGAGAAUUGGAAAAUAUCCCAAAUGUAGAUGAUGCCAUUCUGCAAAGCAGUCCUAUCAUGGAAGCCUUUGGAAAUGCAAAGACCGUUUACAACAACAACUCAAGCAGGUUUGGAAAGUUCAUUCAGCUGCAGUUCAAUGCUAAGGGUCAAAUGGAUGGAGGAAAGAUACAGGAAUUUCUUUUGGAAAAGAAUCGUGUUGUCAGACAAAAUCCAGGUGAAAGAAAUUACCACAUAUUUUAUGCCCUUCUGGCUGGUGCAUCUGAUGAACAAAGAAGUACAAUGCUUCUAAAUUCCCCUGAGAAGUAUUACUACCUAAAACAGAGUGGUUGCUAUGGAGACCCAUCGAUUAAUGACAAGGAAGAUUUCAACAAUGUCAUGAAUGCUAUGAAAGUGAUGUGCUUCACAGAAGAGGAGAUCUCUGACGUCCUACAAGUCAUUUCUGGAGUUCUGCAGAUUGGGAAUGUUCAUUUCCUGGCUGCAGGUGGCGCACAAGUUUCCGAGAAAAGUGUCCUAGAAAAUGUGGCAAACCUUCUUCGUGUGGACAUCUACGAAUUAACGGAUGCUUUGACGCAGAAAACAAUGAUACUCCGAGGUGAAGAAAUCCAGUCACCGCUCUCUGUUGAACAGGCAUUGGACUCUCGAGAUUCAAUGGCCAUGAACCUCUACGCAUGUACAUUCAAAUGGCUCAUCAACAAGAUAAAUCAAAGGAUCAAAGGGACUGACUUCUUCUCUUCCAUCGGUGUUCUUGAUAUCUUUGGUUUUGAGAACUUCGAUGUUAACAGGUUUGAGCAGUUUAAUAUUAACUACGCCAAUGAAAAGCUUCAGCAGUACUUCAACAAGCACAUCUUUUCUCUGGAACAGCAUGAGUACAACAGAGAAGGGCUGGAGUGGGCAGAUAUUGACUGGGUGGACAAUGGGGAAUGCCUGGACCUUAUUGAAAAAAAACUUGGUGUAUUGGCUCUGAUUGAUGAAGAAAGCAACUUCCCCAAAGGAACUGACGGAUCUAUGUUGGACAAGCUCCAUUCAAGUCACGAGGGAAACAGCUUUUACGUGAAGCCACGUGUGGCAAACACAAAGUUUGGAAUCAAGCAUUAUGCUGGAGAGGUAUUUUACAGCACAAAGGGUUUUCUGGAAAAGAACAGGGAUGCUUUAAGAGACGAGAUCCUCAAUGUCCUAAUGCAGAGCAGGUCGGACUUUAUUUACGAUCUCGUUGAACAACUGAAACCCUCUGUACCGACAGCAGGAACUAAAAAGUCCUCAAGGAAAAGGCCGACUGUUAGCUCACAGUUCAAGACUUCCUUAGCAUCACUUAUGACCACGCUGAGCCAGUCGCAUCCGUAUUUUGUACGUUGUGUCAAACCGAAUGAAAAGAAGCUGCCACAGUUCUUUAACCCCAAGCUUGUCCUAAAUCAGUUGAGAUACUCAGGAAUGCUGGAGACCGUUCGAAUUCGUCGUGCAGGUUACCCUGUGAGGCGAACCUAUGAAGACUUCUUAUUCAGAUACAAAGUGCUUUUCCGUGGGAAGAAUUUGUCUGGGGAUAAAAGUGAUUGCUCCAUGCUCCUUGAAGAGUUUGACGGCGAGAAACAGUCCUUUAAACUUGGGAAUACUAAGGUUUUCAUGAAAGACAACUUGGAAUACACGAUAGAACGGAUGAGAAAUGAGCAGUUGGAAGCUGUCGCCAUGCUUAUCAAACGAAGAAUCAUUGGAUACCUUCAACGGAAGAAGUAUCUAAAGAUUCGCCAACACAUUAUUGUGAUUCAAAAGAAUUACAAGGCCCAUUACUAUUGCAAACUUUACAACAAAAAGCGGCUGGCGGCUAUUGUCAUUCAAAAGUACGAAAGACGGCGAACGGCCCAAGUCCUUCUUAAAAGACUCCUCGAGGAGAAACGAAUCGAAGAGGAACGCAAACGAGAAGAGGAAAGAAGACGGGAAGAAGAGAGAAUGAGAGAAAUGGAACGACUGGAACAGGAGAGGAAGAUUCAGGAACUGGAAGAACUCCGUCGAAAGGCCGAAGAAGAAGCCAGGCUUAGAAGGGAGGAGGAAGUGGAAAGACUUCGGAAGGAAGAAGAACAAAGACAAGCAGUGUUGGCAAAGGCAAGAGAGAUCGAAGAGGCGAGGAGACUGGAGGAAGAGGCCAAAAGGAAAGCCGAGGAAGAAGCUCGCCGAAAGGAAGAAGAGAAAAGACUUCGCGAGGAAGAGGAAGCCAGACAGAAAGCAGAAGAAGAGGAGAGACUUCGUAAAGAAGCAGAUGCUGAGGCUGCGGCUCAGAUUGCUGAGUUAGACAGACAGUUGAAGCUGGAGGAUAGUGACGAAGAAGACGAAGAUUCUGAGGAGGCCUGGGAAAGACCACCCAGUCUGUACGAGACUCAGGAUCUGCCAAUCAGAGAGGGUUACCUCAUGAUGAGAGGUGGUUUGCUGAGUCUGUGGAAGAAGCACUGGUGCGUACUCAGAGACGACACUUUCAUGUGGUUCAGAGGAAAGCAGGAUGCUCUGAAGUGUGGCUGGUUAAUGAAGAAAGGCGGGGGCACAACGACAUUGUCAAGGCGCAAUUGGAAACGCCGAUGGUUUGUGCUGAAAGACAAUGUUCUGACUUACCACGAGAGUGACCAAGAAGGAGCUAAAAGCCUCGGAGCCAUUGACAUCAGAAAUGCAGUGCGCAUUGUUGAUGAUGGAGUGAAAGAAAAUGGGUUCAGUAUCAUUACGGAGAAUAGGACGUAUCACGUGAUAGCUGAGAGUACAAAUGACUGGAACCAGUGGUUCAACAUUUUGAAUCGUGUGCACAGAGCUACCGAGGAAGAACUAAAAGGAAUGAGAGAAGAAUCAGCCAAUGUUAAACAUGCAGUGGUAAGGCUUUCCAUUCCAUGUGCUCUCUUCGUGUGUUUAACCAUUUACACAGUUUGGACAAUACAGCAGUGUAAGGAACACGAAAUCGACGAAGGUGUGGCUGAUACAAUUGAGAGAGGUUGGCUCAUCAAAGAAGGCGCAAACGAUGAUUCGAGAAGAAAGAGGUGGUGCGUUCUGACCGGCAACUCUCUUGAUUACUACAAAUCAUAUGUGAAGAACAGUCCUAAGUUCGGAUCCAUUGUCUUGAACAGUCUUUGUUCUGUUGUAUCGCCAGAGGAACGUGAACCGGGUGACUGGACAUUUAUCGUAAAUGGCAGAAAGCGAUCGUACGUUCUCCAUGCUAAGCUACAGGAAGAAGCGAUCCGUUGGGCGAAUGCUAUUCAAGAGGUGAUCGAUUCUAAACCACCAGUUGAGACAGCUUUCGAGAAAUUGGUAUCAGAGUUAAAGAGUACAAUGACUGAAAGUGAAGCCGACCAAGUGUACCGCACUAACCCGGUACUGAAGUAUUCCAAGAUACCGCUCAAGGCUCCUCUGCUUCCCCUCCCCUAUGGACAAUCGCAGUCGUCACGAGCAAAGGGUAAAGGUUAUGGUACCUUCCAUGAAGAGGCUGUUGGAGUUUUUAGUUCACUACUGGAACAAGAAUCCAUUGCAGAUCCUAUCCCGGUUAUUCAAGGAAUCCUACAAACUUGCCAAGACUUGAAACCUCUAAGAGACGAGGUGUUCUGCCAGCUGAUCAAACAGACCACAAAUCACCCCACUCCUGACUCCAUUGGAAACCUAAGAAACAUGCAGGUGUUGGUUUGUAUGUGCUGUACAUUCGUCCCAACCAGAAAGUACCUUCGAUACUUGAGACUUCACUUGAAAAGAAAUAGAGAUAAACAUUCCAAUACAGAAAUGGCCAAGUUUGCAGUGUUUGCGAUAGAAUGUAUCAAGAAAACAAGACCGAGGGAGUUACCUCCUUCAAGAGAAGAAAUCAUUUCUCUCCUGGGCCGUCGAGAGCUCUCGGCUGUUGUUCACUGCUAUGGCGGGGGAUCCUGUAAGAUCUCGAUAAACUCUGCCACUACAGCAGGAGAGGUUGUCGAGAAGUUGUGCAAGGGCUUGAAUAUCCCACAGAGGUGCAACAUUUUCACUCUGUUCGAGCAGUGCGGGACGAUUGAGAAGAAUAUUGAAGACAGAGCUGUACUCGCUGACGUCUUGUCCAAGUUUGAAAAGUACAAGGCGCUGGGCCUGACCGAAGCAGGCUCUUCGUGGAAACUCUUCUUUAAGAUUUUUUGCUACCUUCAACCCGAACUUGUGGAGGUGGACACUAUAGAAUACGGAUUCCUUUAUGAACAGGCUUGUGACUCAAUCAUACUUGGCAAAUAUCCUGCUCCGGAUACCACUUUGUAUCUCCUUGCUGCUUUGCGGCUUCAGUUCAAUGAGGGAGACUAUAAAACUGGUGCUUGGGUUUCUGAUCUGAACUCGGUUUAUCCCCCUGGGAAACUGAAACAGAAAGUAAAGACUGAAAACAGCGGAGUUUCUAGAGAAAGGCACUUCAGCAUUAAGGGCACAAUAAGGAAAGCUGUCUCUCCCUUUAGAUCAGCUGGUGGACCAGAAAAUGGCGAGGAGGAUACCAAAAAAGCCACUGAGGAAGAACUGUCGUUUAUAAAGAGUUCUAUAUGUGAACAGUGGAAGAAACUUGUGGGCAUGGAUCAAGAACAAGCUCAGAAACAGUACAUGGAAAUAUUAAGAAGCUGGCCGGGGUAUGGUUCCACUCUGUUUGACGUUGAGACAAAAGACCCAGGCUUUCCUCCCGAACUCUGGUUGGGUGUGAGUUUCAAGGGCGUGGGUUUCUACAAGCGAGGAGAUGUCAGACCACAGUGCCAAUUCAGUUAUGAAAAUAUUUUAUCAUUUGGAGCUCCUGCUGCCAACAAGUACAAGAUCAUCGUGGACGGCAGAGAUCCGAUGUUGUUUGAAACAUCCCAGGUUAUUGAGAUUGCUAAACUGAUGAAAGCGUACAUCAAUCAAAUCGUCAAACUUCGCAGAUCAAGCUACUUCAGUCAAGCGUCAGAGGCCUCAGACUCUUAGCCUCUUAUAACUGAUGCAAGUGUGAAAAAGCUUUCACCAUAGGGUUUUGUUUCUCUUUUCUUUUUCUCUUUUUUUCCUCUCAAAAAAAAAAAAAAAAAAAAAAAAAGUCCCCAAGUCUCUCCAAAAGGCUACAUUUUGAAUCAUUUGGCGUGGGAAGCUGGAGAGAGUGCAAAAGCUACUAUGGUUAUGAGAGCGAGGAGCAGCUUGUGGUCAGCGUACACGCCCUAUUACCCAACUGUAACAUGGUCUCAGUGCCAAAGUAGAACACUCUUCGUGUUUCUUUCGUUAUUUUUCUUUCAAUAAUUUUCGUACAUAGGAAAUCACCGCAGGACGUUUUAAGAGCACUAAAACUUUGAAAACACGUUUUCCAACUCAACUCAACUUACUGGAUGUAAAAUCCCUUUAUUUCCAAUUGACGGUUUAAUAAUACACAUACCUAUUGCACUGCUUUUUAAGUAUCAGAAAAGAUCAAAGAGUUUUCUGCUUUAGCUUAUAACUUGGUUCAUUGCAAAGCAACUAAUUUAAACAAGUCAAUCAGGGCUCGACAAUAACGGUAGCUAACUAGUCAUAGACUAGUAGAAAUUGAGUUUUGGCUGGUGGUUUUUUAUUUCCACCAGUCAGUUUGGCUGGUAAACAAACUGUAAU